Molecule: messenger RNA, 516 nt
Organism: Zingiber officinale
Lineage: Eukaryota; Viridiplantae; Streptophyta; Magnoliopsida; Zingiberales; Zingiberaceae
Product: protein NRT1/ PTR FAMILY 4.6-like
Exons: 2
Coding region: 1-516 (171 amino acids)
Biological process (GO): transmembrane transport
Cellular component (GO): membrane
Molecular function (GO): transmembrane transporter activity
Source: RefSeq, a predicted model, not a curated record
AUGAUGGACACGCGCGUAGGCAGGCUCACGGUCCCGCCGGUGUCGCUGCCGGUCUUCCUCGUCGUCUUCAUCAUGGCCAUCGCGCCGCUAUACGACCACGCGAUCGUGCCCCUCGCACGUCGCGCGACGAGGAACAAGAUAGGCAUCACGCACCUGCAGAGGAUCGGGUUCGGGCUGGUGCUCUCGGUAGUAGCGAUGGCGGUGGCGGCGGUGGUGGAGGCGAAGCGGAAGUGGGUGACAAUGCAGGUGGUGGAGGCGAAGCGGAAGCGGGUGGCGAGGCAGCGAGGCGUCGGCGACGAUGCGGUCGCUGGCGACGUCACUAUCAUGGGCGUGACGCUGGCACUAGGAUACUACCUGAGCUCGGUGCUGGUGUCGAUGGUGAACCGGCCGACGCGCGGCGGAGGGCGCGGGGGGUGGCUGUCGGGGGACAGCCUCAACCAGUACCAUCUCUCCCAUAGGGUCAGCCUAUGCCUUCUCUCCCAUAGGGUCGCGCGACACCGUGUCGUCGCGAUGUAG